CUGUGCUUGUUUCUUCUUAGGUCCGGGCAGCACCAUCCGGCUUGAGGGAGUCAACACUGGCAGCUUGUUUUCUAAAUACAAGGGACUUUUCUGAAAUUUUUAGUUUUUAUUCAUAUUUUCCUUUAAUGGAUGUAUGUGUGUGCUGCGUAAGGAGAUAGUGUGCGGAACAAACUGAACACACUGGAUCCAAUGGGGAAAAUAAGUUGACUGUGCUGUCGGAAUAAUUUGUUUUUCUCGUUCCAGGAAAAAAAGAUAGCUAAUUUUACCAACAUGAUUUGGAUUUCUGGAGUCUGGGGUUACGGGAAUUGUGACAUCUGAGGGAGGACAACGGUCCAUAUCCCAUUUCUACAAGACGGCAACGUUGUAUCACACCUCUCGUUCGCGUUCUCGCUUUGAUUGGGUAUAUUUGUUCUCGCAGUCUACUGCUACAUAAUAUGGAAAUUGUUGUUAUAUGCGGAGCAUUUGAAGUAUCCCAUACUGUUCUUGCAACGCCGAAUACAAGUGGCUAUCAAGCUAACAACUGUAGCUUGACCUAAAAGCCGAAUAACUUCUGCAAAUUGCAUGCAGCAAAGGCUGUGGGAACAACAGCGGUGGUGGACCAGACAAUAUGGAAAACUUGAGUACAUUUGAAAGAUGAAUGCUGUGCUAUUUCCCAUGUGAUACAUAUCGGUUUCUCUUUUCAUAUCAAUUAGGGGAAAUUGACUGAGUUUCGUCAGUGGAGAGGGGGCCGCCACUUCCAACAUGAGGGAGAUCUAGGGCCGCGGAUAAUUUAUUUAUUGUGGGGGGUGCGGGUUAUUUUCUGUCGCAUUUUUAUUUAACAUUUUUUACAAGGUGCACUGCAUUUACAUAUGAAUUAUUGUUACAGUUUAGUAGCGUAUCUGCUGUCAGUGCAUGCGGAAAUAAAUUACAUGACAAUAAGUAGGUCAGAUCCGUGUAAUGAUGAGGCUGUUAGGUAGAGUGAGGUUGCUCUCAGAAUUAUAGCUGACAUGUUUAUUUAAUUCAAACCGUUUCAAGAGUUUUUGAUUUUGUGCAUCGGGUCACAACCAAAUUAUCAGUUAAACACCAUCUGCCCAAUCCCAUAGCAUAUCUUCACCUGGGAUAUUAUUUUCGCGUAAAAUAAACGGCCAAUUUUCACCCAUAUUUCCCUCCUUUUCCUUUCUUUUUGAUUGUUAUUGAGUGAAUGGCUCUGUGCGGAACAACGGCAGCCAAUGCCGCAAAAAUGAUGGCUGCAUACAACGGUGGCGCCUCGGCAGUUGCUGCCCAUCACCCGCACCAUCACCACCAACUACCGCAUCUUCCACCUCCCCAUCUCCACCACCAUCACCACCCGGGCCAACAUCACUUGCAACACCCUGGCUCUGCCGCCGCUGUUCACCCUGUACAACAGCACGCUUCUACAGCAGCAGCGGCUGCCGCUGCCGCGGUAAUGUUGAACCCGAGCCAGCAGCAACCAUACUUUCCCUCGCCAGCUCCUGGACAAGCCCCCGGUCCGGCAGCGGCAGCGGCACCUGCCCAAGUUCAAGCUGCGGCUGCCAAAGCUCACCACCACCAUCAACACUCACACCACUUACAGCCGCAGUUGGACAUAGAGCCCGACAGACCUAUCGGCUAUGGAGCUUUUGGGGUGGUCUGGUCAGUGACGGACCCCCGGGAUGGAAAGCGAGUCGCCCUCAAAAAGAUGCCCAACGUCUUCCAGAACCUCGUCUCCUGUAAGAGGGUCUUCCGCGAGCUGAAGAUGCUGUGCUUCUUCAAACAUGAUAACGUGCUCUCGGCUCUCGACAUCCUACAGCCUCCACACAUCGACUACUUUGAGGAAAUCUAUGUGGUGACAGAACUGAUGCAGAGUGACCUCCAUAAGAUCAUCGUGUCACCUCAGCCCCUCAGCUCAGACCACGUCAAAGUGUUUCUCUAUCAGAUCCUCCGAGGACUGAAGUACCUGCACUCAGCUGGCAUCCUACAUCGAGACAUCAAACCUGGCAACCUCCUGGUCAACAGCAACUGUGUGCUUAAGAUCUGUGACUUUGGGCUGGCGCGGGUGGAGGAGCUGGACGAGUCUCGUCACAUGACUCAGGAGGUGGUGACCCAGUAUUACCGCGCGCCAGAGAUCCUCAUGGGCAGCCACCAUUACUCCAACGCCAUCGACAUUUGGUCUAUAGGAUGCAUCUUCGCCGAGCUACUGGGCCGACGCAUCCUGUUCCAGGCCCAAAGCCCCAUCCAGCAGCUGGAUCUGAUCACGGACCUGCUGGGAACUCCCUCUCUGGAGGCCAUGAGGACGGCGUGUGAGGGGGCCAGGGCCCACAUCCUCAGAGGACCACACAAACAGCCAUCCCUUCCUGUCCUGUACACCCUGUCCAGCCAGGCUACCCACGAAGCUGUUCACCUCCUGUGCAGGAUGCUUGUGUUCGAUCCGUCUAAACGGAUCUCAGCGAAGGAUGCCCUGGCCCACCCCUACCUGGACGAGGGCAGACUGAGGUACCACACCUGCAUGUGCAAGUGCUGCUACACCACCUCCUCUGGCCGUGUCUACACCAGCGACUUCGAGCCCGUCACCAACCCCAAGUUCGACGACGGCUUCGAGAAGAAUCUGACCUCCGUCAGACAGGUCAAAGAGAUCAUUCACCAGUUCAUCCUGGAACAGCAGAAGGGGAACAGAGUGCCGCUCUGCAUCAACCCCCAGUCAGCCGCUUUCAAAAGCUUUAUCAGUUCCACUGUGGCCCAGCCUUCUGAGAUGCCCCCGUCCCCCCUGGUGUGGGAAUAGCUGCUGUCUGUGCCACGCCCUGGCCCCGCGCUGGACUACUGAGGACAACAACAAGAAACCCCAACCUGCGUAGCAUUUCACUGGAGUCUAGGACUAGCAAUGCCCACUGUGUGUGUACUGUAAUACUAACUAUGAAGUUUUAAAAUGAACCCAACCACUGCUGACUGGGUUAUGGAGGGACUUUUACAGUGUGCUAUGUAUGCAAGUGUAUACCCACACUGCUCUGUAGAUGCAAAGCCACAAAUGGAUGCACACACACGUGCAUACAAACAUUGUGCAGAGCUGGUAUAAGGGCCAACCUCGUGGGCUUGAAAGUGUGUGUGUAAAGCCAGGGAUGAGACAGUAUGCUGCAGAGAGUCCUCGUAGUCUCUGCCUGCAUUCCCAGAGGGCAACGCACAGCUCCCGUCCACUUCCAUACAUGCAUAGUCAUCACUUAUUUAUUAAAGGAGGGAGACGCGUUCCGGAAAGGGUGUUCUUUUUAUAUAUAGCACAGGAUUUAAGACACUACCUGCUCACGCUAGUUAACCCCCCCCUCCCUCAGAAAUCAUAAUGUUCAAUUAGAGAUAAUGCUUUUUAUUUAUUUGUGGUGUACUGUUAAACAGUUUAGUCAGAGGGUUUCAUUGUUUGUUUUGUCAAAAAAAAAUCCUGCUCUAUUGCUGUUUGUUCUAUGCCUGCUGUCCCCCGGGUUAGAAGUCAGUAUUUGUGAAGAGAUGUGUGUGCUCUGCAUGCCACUUGGUUGCGAUACGUAUGGCGAGAACCCCUCACACCCCACCCGGCACACACACUCUCAUGACUAACCCAAAUAUGGUGCUCUGUCAGUAUUAGCUGGGUAAAAUGUGGUAACCCUGGAAUGUGGUUGCAUCAAAGAAUAGGCUAUUAGUGGGAAAGAAGCGCCACUGAGAGCUGAAGAUAUCCUCCGCUCUGGGUACAGUAACAUGACGGGGGACAGAGAGAAGGUAGUUUAGGGUACAUAUUGACAUUGUGGUAUUCAGCACAGAUUUUGUGCUACAGGAACAAGAAGGCCAUUUUGGGGUGGUACUUGGUCGUUGCGUUUUCUCUCUGGAGACUCUUAGAGACCGAAUUCAAGUAAUCUGCUGUUAAACGUACUGUACCAUAUGAACAGGCAUGUUAAGCGUGUAAGGGAUACAGUCAUUCACUGGUUCCCCUGCCAUGUCUUCUGAAUCUAUAGUCCUACCAUACACUGUCCAUGUUCUGUCAAUACAUACCUAGUUAAAGACAGACAAGCAAAAUAAUACGAAGAUCAGCCAAACCAAAAUUAUUUAAUUAUUCUAAAGAGAAAGCGAAACCAAGAUUUAAAAAAAUAUAUUAAAAAAAAUAGAUGUUUGAUGAUACGGGGAUGCUGCCAUUUCUGGAAGAUGUUGAUUUAUUCCAAAGGGUCCCAACAAGUGGGAUGUGUGCGUGUUACUUAUACGUGUGUCCUGUCACGUGCAAAUUAAUAUGUUUAACUAACUACAGUGAGUUGCUUUGGAGAGGGGGUGUCACCUUAUAAAGGGAAUGGUGUCAAAGAGAUAGAUAUUCCCAUCAAUGAAUAAGGUCAAUGAAUAAUUGACCCAGUAAUAUUAGGUCUACUUUAAGCCUCACUCCCCAUAGCGAUGUUUCAUGUCACCCACAUUUGCACCUACGCCAAUAAAAUAAACUCGCAGAAGAAAACUAUUUAAUAUAUUUUUAGAUUAUUAUUUUCUAUUUCUUUCAGUCAAUGUUCAAUGGCAUGAUCCAUAGAAUAUGAUAUGUCAAUAGGUGAAAAACAAAUAGAUUUCAAACCAAAUCUACAAUGGAGGAAAAGAAUCAAUAAAUGAAAACUCAAAACAAUACUGCUGUAUUUUAGGGCUGUGCAUUUUAUUUUAUUUUUGAGACUUGCAUAUAAAUGUAUAUAUUUUAUUUUGUCUUUUUUAUGUUUUCCCCUGUACACGAGUGUGUAGAAGAAAUAAAUAAUCCAAAACAAACAUGAUUCAGAAAACAAAUGAAAAAACACAUAACCAAUUAUGUUAAUUGUGUCUUGUGUGUACUGCAGAGCUGUGGAUAUAUUGAAGUAGAAGGCUUUUUUCUUAUUAUUAUUUCUACCUUAGAGAAACACUUUACUAUUGUGUGUAUAUGUAUAUAAGGAAUUACAAUGUUGCUCUCUACCUCUUGAGCUCUAUUACUUGGUUUGUUAACCUCCACAAAUGUAUCAGUUCAUGUGGAGAAUUAAAAAUAAAACUUGAAUGUCCCUUACAGCUUUUAUAUAUAUAUAUAUAUAUUUAUAUAUAUAUAUAUAUAUAUAUAUAUAUAUAUAUAUAAAACAGCUAGUUUUCUUUUUCACUCAUUUGAAAAACAUUUUUUAAUUUGCCAGAGGUAGGAUUCAUCAUGUCAUUGUAUUAAAAUACCCUAUCAAUAGCCAAGCAAUUCCAGACUGUUAGUUGACGUUGAGUCAUAUAUUUGAUAGGCUAUGACCCUCCCCUAUGACCCUCCUCGUCUCCCUGUGUAAUAUCUGUGUGAAGAGAUUUUGUGUUGAAAUGAAGUACAAAAACCCACUGAUACUAAUUUUCGAUAUAUAAUAACAAAGCAGACAGAAAUAUGAUGGUGGUGCUGUGAGAGAGACUAACUUGAACUCUGCAACUGAUAUUUGGGCAAAAUUUGGAUAGGUACUACUUGUGCUGUCACACAUUUUAUAAGACAUUUGAAGUUUAUACUCAGAGGUAAUGUAAUUUGAAUACAAUUUACGAUAAAUAUAUAUAUAAAGCUCUGCUUACAAGGACCUUAAAGCCAAUGUGAAGUUGAGACCGGAAAUGACUCCUCGGAUGUGCUCAAGUGUGUGUUGGGAAAAAUGUCCGGUCUCUAAAAGUGUAGAUUUGAAGUACAGUGGUGAAACUCAUUAAAUGUGACCUUUUAAAGAACUUCAGUGCUGUGGCUCUUGUUAUUCUAUUUCCUACUUCAGUAUAGACCUAGACUGUUAUGUAGAUCAUGUAUUAUACAUAAUGUCUGAUUUCAUCCUGGUUGAUUGUGUUGUCUCGUGUUGAUCAGUUGGUAAGCAUUGAUCUUGCAAGGCCAAGGUUGUAGGUUCGACUUACUACUUACUGUAAGUUGCUUUGGAUAAGAGCAUCUGCUAAAUGACCAAAAUGUAGAAUUGUGUGAUUAUUUCAUGAGUUUUACUGCCACCCACUGGAGGACAUUAGCUUAAACAGUCUAAGCAAUUCCAAAACUUGUGAUCACACUGGUAUACAAUCAAAUCACACAUUGCUUUCACAUUGGAUUUGACCCUUUUAUGUUCCAUUGAGGGCAAGUGUAUAUCAAUAUAGACAGAAUCUCAAUUAUUGUCCAUAUGAUAGGUGCUCUGUGCAAGUCCAACCUCAACACACCUUAUUGUCUAUGAUACUGUAUGUCUUAAGCAGUAAAUGAAGACAAUUCCUUGAGAAAAAUAAAGAAUGUUGAACAUUG
Salvelinus namaycush (lake trout) is the source of this 6193-nucleotide messenger RNA. RefSeq names its product nemo-like kinase, type 2 (gene nlk2). Gene Ontology annotation, biological process: intracellular signal transduction; protein phosphorylation. Gene Ontology annotation, molecular function: ATP binding; MAP kinase activity. Gene Ontology annotation, cellular component: nucleus; cytoplasm. The record is from RefSeq and is a predicted model, not a curated record. Lineage: Eukaryota; Metazoa; Chordata; Actinopteri; Salmoniformes; Salmonidae. The coding region runs from base 1181 to 2758 and encodes 525 amino acids. The transcript has 11 exons.